CCAGUGUAAUCUGACACUUCAACUUGCCGUGCUCUACGGUAGUUGAUUCAGUCACUCACUCACACCGUCUCCGGGGCUCUCACGUCGUCUUUGUGAAGUGGAGAGACCGAGAGAGAGGAGCACCGUAAACACGAGGGCUGGAGGAACAAUACGCGGAUUUGCCACCGAGGUCCGAACUGAAAAUCACCGCUUAAGGAGGGGGUCAGCGAGGGACCGUGCGUGAGGAAUACAUGAAGGCUGGGUUGGGGGAGGGGGCGGCCACCACAGCGGCAGUACCACCGAGGUCAAAGUUCACACAGACGCGCUCUGUGAUUGAUGAGGAUUAAGAGACAGAUUUUGCUUAAUAGGAAACACAACAACUGCCUCAUCCACACCGGGUAAAGAACUUUUAAUGGCGUCCCGGUAGAGGCAUCAAGAUGAACCCGUUACCAUCAAUGGACCGGCACAUCCAGCAGACCAAUGACAGGCUGCAGUGCAUCAAACAGCACUUACAGAACCCAGCCAACUUCCACUCAGCAGCCACAGAGCUGCUCGACUGGUGUGGAGAUCCCCGGGCCUUCCAGCGACCUUUCGAGCAAAGUCUCAUGGGAUGUCUGACGGUGGUGAGUCGCGUCGCUGCUCAGCAGGGGUUUGACUUGGACCUGGGCUACAGGUUGCUGGCUGUGUGCGCCGCCAACAGGGACAAAUUCACACCCAAAUCUGCAGAAACCAGCACCUGCAGGAGAUGUCAGAGUGACUCAGCCCUGCUGUCGUCGUGGUGCGAGGAGCUGGGUCGUCUCCUCCUGCUGCGUCACCAGAAGAACAGGCAGAACGAACCGCAGGGAAAAGUCCCCAUGCAGCCCAGCAUGAGCAGCAUGAAGCCCGGCCUCACACACAGUGAUGGGUCCUUUCCCUAUGACUCUGUCCCCUGGCAACAAAACACCAACCAGCCCCCUGGGUCAUUGUCUGUGGUUACAACAGUGUGGGGCGUGACCAAUACGUCACAGAGUCAGGUGCUGGGUAACCCAAUGGCAAACAGCAAUAACCCCAUGAAUCCUGGGGGUAACCCCAUGGGAUCAGGUAUGUCUGCCAGCGCAGCAGGGCUCAACUCACCUCAGUUCAGUGCUCAACAGCAACAGUUCCCAAACAAAGGAGGCUCCAACCAACCGUACAUGCAGCAGGGCAUGUACGGCAGGCCUGGCUACCCUGGAGGUCCUGGGGGAUACAGCGGAAGUUAUUCUGGAGGCCCAAACGCCCCUCCAGGAGGUAUGGGAAUGGCCUCCCACACACGUCCUCCUGGUGACUUCACACAGCCAGCUGCCGCUGCUGCAGCAGCUGCUGUUGCUGCUGCUGCUGCUACGGCAACAGCCACGGCAACGGCCACGGUAGCAGCUCUGCAGGAAACCCAGAAUAAAGAUAUGAACCAGUAUGGACAGAUGUGUUCAUCGUUUCAAAUGGGCCCCGCUCAGGCCUACAAUAGCCAGUUCAUGAACCAGCCAGGCCCGCGAGGCCCCCCUGGAGGUAUGAAUCCAGCCAGCAUGGGAUCAGCCAUGAGCAACCCUAAUAUGAGCGGGCCUCCCAUGGGCAUGAACCAGACUCGCACCCCAGGCAUGGGGCCUUUCGGUGGUCACGGCCAAAGGAUGCCCCAGCAGGGGUAUCCUGGAGGACCUCGACAGGGAAUGCCCAUGCAGGGGAUGAAGAGGCCGUAUCCUGGGGAGGCAAGUUACGGGGGACAGCAGUACGGGCCAAGCAGUCAGUUCCCACCACAGCAGGGGCAGUACCCCACAUCAAAUGCCUCCAGGCCGCUGCCCUCUCCUAACUACCCCGGUCAGAGGAUGCCAGGGCAGCAGGGCCAGGGACAGUACCCUCCUGGCAUGCCCAUGGGCCAGUAUUAUAAGCAAGAGCCCUUCAAUGGUCAGAGCACCAACUUCUCUGGAGGUGGAUACUCCUACGGUCAAGGAAAUGGGCCCCCCAGGCCUGGUAACUACCCCCACUCCCCGGUCCCUGGAAACCCCACACCGCCUAUGACCCCAGGAAGUAGUAUUCCUCCGUACCUGUCGCCAAACCAGGAUGUGAAACCCCCGUUUCCACCCGAUAUGAAACCAAAUAUGACAGCACUUCCGCCCCCUCCGAAUAACCCCAACGAGGAGCUGCGGCUGACGUUCCCAGUCAGGGAUGGAGUCGUGCUGGAGCCAUUCCGCUUGGAGCACAACCUGGCUGUCAGCAACCACGUCUUCCACCUUCGACCCUCCGUCCACCAGACCCUCAUGUGGAGGUCAGACCUUGAGCUGCAGUUUAAGUGCUACCACCACGAGGACAGGCAGAUGAACACCAACUGGCCCGCCUCCGUCCAGGUCAGCGUCAACGCCACGCCCCUCACCAUUGAGAGGGGAGACAACAAAACCUCCCACAAACCCCUGCACCUUAAGCACGUAUGCCAACCUGGGAGAAACACCAUCCAGAUCACCGUCACCGCCUGCUGUUGUUCCCACCUGUUUGUGCUGCAGCUGGUCCACAGGCCAUCUGUGCGAUCCGUCCUCCAGGGGCUCCUGAAGAAGAGACUCCUUCCUGCAGAACACUGCAUCACCAAGAUUAAGAGGAACUUCAGCAGCGUGGCGGCGUCAGCAGGCAACACCACUCUUAACGGCGAAGACGGCGUGGAGCAGACGGCCAUUAAAGUGUCGCUGAAAUGUCCCAUUACCUUCCGACGCAUCCAGCUACCUGCACGAGGGCAUGACUGCAAACAUGUCCAGUGUUUUGAUCUGGAGUCCUACUUACAGCUUAACUGUGAGAGGGGGACAUGGAGGUGUCCUGUGUGCAAUAAAACAGCAUUAUUAGAAGGUCUGGAGGUGGACCAGUACAUGUGGGGAAUCCUCAAUGCCAUCCAAAACUCAGAGUUCGAGGAGGUCACUAUAGACCCAACAUGUAGCUGGCGACCUGUCCCCAUUAAAUCUGAGCUACACAUCAAAGAGGAUCCUGACGGACCGCUGGCCAAACGCUUUAAGACCAUGAGCCCCAGUCAGAUGACCAUGCCCAAUGUGAUGGAGAUGAUCGCCCAGCUAGGGCCCGGUCCUGGUCCAGGACCUGGACCUGGCCCCGGACCAGGUCCCAGCCCCUACCCUCCACACCCUGGUCAACAUACUAGUGGCAACGGGGGAGAUUACCCAGGGGCAGGCAACAGUUACCACAGCCAAGGAAACUUUGACUUCCCUCACGGGAACCCCUCUGGUGGUGGAGUUGGAGGAGGUGGUGGUGGAGGUCCCCCUAUGAAUGACUUCAUCCAUGGCCCCCAGCUCUCUCAUCCCCCAGAUGGACCCGGUGGUCUCCUCUCCCAGGACAAGCCCCUGACCCACGGCAUGAAUGAUGCAAUGUCCCAUCCCGAUCAGUCCCAUAACUCCAUGCAGCAGAGCUUGCAUGCGUCUCCCCACCCUGGCAGCCAAACAGGGCCGCCCUUACAUCACAGUGGCCAGUCAGGGCAGCCUUUGCAUCACAGUGGCCAGUCAUCGCAGCCGCCUCGCCAGUCGCAGCCUCAGCCGCAGCCUCAGCAGCCUGGGCAGAACAGUCACCCACACAGCGAUCUGAACUUUAACCCCUCCUCAGAUGGGCAGAUGGGUCAGGGAGCCCAGGAUAUGCCUGAACCCUCCCUGGAUCUUCUUCCAGAGCUUGCCAACCCAGACGAGUUACUAUCAUACCUGGACCCCCCCGACCUUCCCGCCAACAGCAACGACGACCUUCUCUCCCUCUUCGAGAACAACUAGUCCCUCACCUCCCCUACAAGCCCUCCUGCGCCUACAGGAGUGGUGACGUGUUUGACUGUCCGUCCACAGACACUUCACCCACCUCCGGUCGUCACUUCAAGCAGCUUCCUGUGCUCACGCACGCACACACAUACACAAUCUCUCGACAGAUAAUGUGUGGCAUAGGAGCCCGGCUAUAAAAGAGGCACCUGUUUGGGAACUCCAAAGGGGAAAGCAGGAAUGCCACUCAUCCCCGUACUCCCUUUUCUUUUCCUCCUGUAAAGAUUCCACGCACCAGUUCCACCGCCUCUGACUCGAAACAUGCCAUUUACAGCCAUGUUGGCGGGCACUAAAGUGAUAUUAUAUAUAUACAUAUAUGAUAUUUGUGACUUUUCAACUGAAAACUGUGCAGCUAUAAUCAUCAUGUGUAACAACACGGAGGAGACCGGAGCCUUUGUGGGCUCUAGGAAAAGUGUUGUAGCUUUGUUUUAUUGUUUGUUUGUUUGUUUGUUUUUAAUUAUAAUUUUCCUUUUGUGAAAAAAGAUAAGUCCAAGGGAAUUAUUGUCUUGUAAGAAUGUUUUUAUCCUGUUGGAAAUGUGUUCUUCCAAAACUUUGGCACAUGCCAUGCCCUUUGACCCACAGACUUCCCUGUGUGUGUGUGUGUGUGUGUGUGUGUGUGUGUGUGUGUGUGUGUGUGUGUGUGUGUGUGUGUGUGUGUGUGUGUGUGUGUGUGUGUGUGUGUGUGUGUGUGUGUGUGUGUGUGUGUGAGUGAGAGAGUGUGUGAGAGACAGUUGAAUAACUAGAACUCAUCAGAAUCAGAGCACUGAAAGGACGAGCUAAAAUGUCCUCCAGUGUCAACAUAGGAAAAGAGCGCACGUUGUGCAAUGUAGUGGGUGUGUCAGUGUGUGUAUAUACAUGUGUGUGUCUGCGUGUAUGUUUACGUGUUCCCUUUUGUUUGCCUGCAAGCGUAUGUGAAAGACAGUGGGGGGAGAGAGUUUGAGACAGAGGAGGGAAGAAAAAUAUUGAAUGGAAGACAGAUAAAACAAUCCACUUUCUCCACCCUGUCUGCAGUUUGUAUUUGUUGUACCGUUUCGCUCGUCCUCAUCAAAUUCAGCACCAUUUUGUUCACAAGUGCAUGUGUGCCAACGGCUCCUGUUGUCUUUGUCCAGCCUAAACGUGCUUGAUCAAAUAAUUUUCUCUCUUGUCUUUAUAUUUAUUAUUUCAUUUCAAAUUGGCCUGUUUUUUGUUUUGUUUUGUUUUGUUUUUUGUUUUUUUACUGUUGUCCUUUUUUAUGUGUUUUAUCUUUGUCCCACAUUGAAAUGAAUCAGAUACACAUCACCAAAGUUGUCCUAUGCUUUUUGUAAGGAUUUGGGCCUGGAUAUUAUGUUGGUGUAAGAGCAGGAUUUCAACAUCCUACAGACGUCUACAGAACAUUUUAAAUCGCUGUAUUUUAUAGAAACGUCUGUGUGAUUGUACUGAUCUUUCCUUUUGUUGUUUUGUUACUGUUGAACUGCAUCUUUUUGGGAAAAACAUCCUGCAUGAUCCAACAGUGUUUCCAGAGCUGUUGUAUAUACCCUUUGUGAAUACUUUGUGACUGUACAGUACUGUACCUAUCUAUUACUGCAACUACAUGGUACUGUAUGUCUGUCGAGGACUACACAUACUCACACACACUCACAAACACACACAGAAUCCCCUCUAACCAGUCCAACAUUGUAACGAAUUGAUCCAAAUGCACUCUCACUGGCCUUGUGUUAAGUACCUGUGUAUUGUGAACAGUUUUUCCAUUACCCUGUGACAAUGCAUCAGCAAAAAGGAAUAUUUGAAUUAUUCAGCAGGCAAGUUGUGAGUUAUUUUAGUUUUAUUUCAUAUAUGUAUAUACACACACAUGUGUGUAUAUAUAUAUAUAUAUAUAUAUAUAUAUAUAUAUAUAUAUAUACAUAUAUACAUGUAUGUGUAUAUACUGUAUAUGUAUGUGUGUGUGUAUAUAUAUACUGUAUGUAUGUAUGUAUAUGUAUAUGUAUACACAUAUAUAUCUACAAAUUAGCAGUUUUUUCUGUGUAAAAGAUUGCAGCUUAGAGGUCCAAAUUUCUCCAAAAUGUAUUUGUUUAAUAUUAUUGGAACAAGUGACCUCGUCCUCUUUAUUUAAAGUGAGAAUGUGCAAAAUGUCCUCUGAAUUGUUUUGAGGCCUGAUAAUGAGCUUUUGAUAACCAUACUUAGCAAAAAUGUGUGAAUAUGAUUUGUGUAUUUUCAUCACAUUUUAUAUUGUUUUAAGUUAUUAUUUUUGUCCAGUGUUUUUUAUGACAGGUAUAAUUUGGUUUACACAGUUUUAUGCAGUACCAAUGAAUUACAUACAUACAAUACAAUGGAUUUAAAACAUACUAUAUGCAGAUAAAAAUUCCCCCAUUUGAGAUUUGUAAUCCAUUUGAAUAAUCAAAUGUGGCUUUACUGGUCUUCAGAGUUGAUUGAAUCACCCGCAUAUAACACAGUUGAAGGAUCAGAUGUUGUUUGUUUGUUUGUUUGUUUAAAUGUUUGUUAAAGACAAUGCACUGCCGCAUUGGGAUAUUUUAUUUCCCUACACAGUGUGUAACUGUAACUGUAACCUGUCACAAAAUCACACCUAGUAAUUUGAGCGACACAAAUUGUCUGAUUGCAGACAUUGGAAAUUGAGUUGAGGAUUGGAAAGAGAAUGCAAUUAAUAUUGUAAAUUGAAAUUUUGGGGGAGACCCCUCCUACUUGCAUUACAAGGAUAGGUUGUGGCAGAGGGUUGGGGGUGGGGGUUGGGGAUAUAAGGGAUACGUGUAUAUAAUGUAAAUGACAAAUAGAGACACGUUAACAGAAAUGUAUUCAUUUUCUCCAGGGGGAGUGUGCAUAGUGUAUUUAGAAUUUGUAAAGCUUGCAUCCUCCUGUCAAGACAUUGAAUUGGGAAAAUGUGUUUGAUUGCGUCUGUGCAGACCUCUCUAACAACGCCUGUUCAUUUAUGUAAGAUACUUUAUGUGCCCCUCCACGUGGGGUUUCCAAGAAAAAAAGACAUUUUUCCUUUGUGUAAUAUUAAACUUCUGUGUAUUUCUCUAUUACCUGUGUACUUUAUAAAGGUGCUAAAAAAAUUAUUAAAACCUUUUGAGGUAUAAUUGGGACUUGGAGACAUUGAGCUUUGAGUGGCUCUUAAGGGUUGUUUCCAAAUUUACAGUUUGUAAAAAAUUUUGUCAAAUUUAUAAUUUUUAUGCAAUUUGGCAAAAUAUGCUAUAAGGUACAAUCUGAAGUGAUUGGCACUACAGGUGGCAGUUGUCUCUUUGGUUUUGUACAUUCUAUGUACAAUCAUUUCAUAUUCUAAACUGGUCAGAAAAACAUUGUGAUUUUUAGUCUUGCAAAUCUGUAUGUAGUUAGAUGACGUGACAUCCUAAUAUUUAUCUAAUAAAUAUGUAUUCAGAUGAAACACAA
Messenger RNA from Seriola aureovittata, 7157 nucleotides. It is a transcript of the gene zmiz1a, whose product is annotated as zinc finger, MIZ-type containing 1a. Gene Ontology annotation, biological process: protein sumoylation; regulation of transcription by RNA polymerase II. The coding region runs from base 417 to 3737 and encodes 1106 amino acids. The record is from RefSeq and is a predicted model, not a curated record. Gene Ontology annotation, molecular function: zinc ion binding; SUMO ligase activity. The transcript is spliced from 25 exons. NCBI's taxonomy places the organism in Eukaryota, Metazoa, Chordata, Actinopteri, Carangiformes, Carangidae.